This is a messenger RNA of Aspergillus thermomutatus, 1542 nucleotides long. RefSeq names its product HMG-box domain-containing protein. The transcript has 4 exons. The coding region runs from base 1 to 1542 and encodes 513 amino acids. NCBI's taxonomy places the organism in Eukaryota, Fungi, Ascomycota, Eurotiomycetes, Eurotiales, Aspergillaceae. Gene Ontology annotation, molecular function: RNA polymerase II cis-regulatory region sequence-specific DNA binding; DNA-binding transcription factor activity, RNA polymerase II-specific. Gene Ontology annotation, biological process: cell differentiation; negative regulation of transcription by RNA polymerase II; anatomical structure morphogenesis. The record is from RefSeq and is a predicted model, not a curated record.
AUGUCUUACGAUCGAGUACUUCCCAAUCCUGCUUUGCUCUAUGACGCUUCUCAAGUCCCUCUUCCGAGGCGGUCAAAUAACCUUCUCGACUACAAGAUCAUGGAAGAGACGGCUACCAAAGUUUCACUGGUAAACUGUCGUGUUGACGGUGGUCAGUGCAGGUAUACUGCGGAAGGACCAGCAACCGGGCCGCCUCGGGUGCCUAUCUCUUCGAAAGGGGCAAACCCUAUCCUAGGUAGGAUCGAUUCCGAUCCUCCCGUCGCGUCUCCCAAGCUUGCGGUACCAGCACGUACCAAGGACAUGCCGGUGCCAGAGCAAUCCUCUCAAAUGGGGAGAUCCUCCUCUUCCAGUCCUGUGAAAUCAACAACGUCAAAGGAGUCUGUUAUGAAGUUUUGUCUCUGUCAAACGAUUCCCAGGCCAAUGAACGUGGUGGCUCAGAAUCCAGGGCUUGGGAACCCGGAUAUCUCCAAGAUUAUUGGGCAGAAAUGGAAGGAGCUGCCGCAAGAAACAAAGAAUGAAUGGCAUGCUCUUGCCAAGUAUGAAAAAGCUCGCCAUAUGCAGCAGUACCCAGAAUACCGGUACCAGCCCCGUCGCUAUAGCCGGGAUGGCAUUAAUUCCUGUGCGAUGAAGCCUGGGAUUAGCCACAAUCUUCCGUUCUCUGCAGUCUGUAACCGAUGUGGUGGGCGAGUGAUGGCCCACCCUAGUUGCCGGUCCCUAGACUCGAAACGUCGCCAGUUCAACUCUCAAGUAUCACUGAAACCAAAUGUGCAUCGGGAGAGAACCGCCAAGUCCCCAUAUGCAAUGUCCCUGUAUGCCCCCCGCACGAGUGCACCUGACGCUCAGAUUUCACAUCAAAUGGUCCAUCCUUGGCGUACUGCUCGAUGUAGCAAUGAUCAUCCACCACAUGAUCCAAGUCUGAAGCUUCCACCACUGCAGACAACAGCGCCUCUCUCCCCCUCCAUGACGCCUAUCACUCCUUUUCCGAACGACGGAUCAAGUCUCGAUGCCACACUCAUCUAUUCCCUCCAUCAGCAAAAUCAAAGUUCUCGCCAAGAUGUAAAAGCAGUGCUCCAUUACCUCAACUCCAAUCUCCAGAUGGAAGGAAAUACGAACCCCGCGUCACGCGACAGUUACUCUGCAGAUGGACAGAUGGGUGAUGCCGCUGUCGAUUUUCUCAACACCAUUUCAGUAUGGUAUUGCAUUUCGGAUGACAUUGUGAGCUCUGUGGAGCCUGUGCCGGGGCGCUCAGAAUCUAAACCGGAAGAUCAUGACUGCCAUUCUAAGAUUUCUCCCAAAACCAUCAUUUCCAAGACGGCCGAUGUGAAGACAGGCUCUUCAGCUCAACCCAGCGAAAACGGAUUAGGACCGGCCGCGUCGGUUUCCGGCUUUGAUCUCUCAACAGUCCCCAUUGCGCCGGUCCCUGCCAGCUCAUUACCGCAUAUGCAUUCACGUGUUCUGCGCCGAUCAACAAUUCAUACCCUCCCUUGGAUCACUGGCAGUGCAUGGCAUCUUUCUGAAGAGCGUGCGUUGGGUCGGACAUGA